This is a messenger RNA of Rangifer tarandus platyrhynchus (Svalbard reindeer), 1871 nucleotides long. Lineage: Eukaryota; Metazoa; Chordata; Mammalia; Artiodactyla; Cervidae. The record is from the annotation of a GenBank genome assembly.
AUGGGUCGGCGGAAAAAGAAAUCAAGAGAGGAAAGAGAAGAAGCAGACAGAAAAUUCAAAGGCCAGCCCAACAAAAGAUCGAAGAUUCUGGCCUGGUUCCGCAGGCAUCGAGACCCCCAGACUGCUGUUGUUCCUCUGGCAGAAAGCUCUGAAGGAUUCUCACAGCUGGUCUUGGAGGGCCGCUUCCUGGAAGCCUGCCGGAGCAUCUCAUCCUUGGCAGAGGACGGGCAGGACCGUGGCUCCCAGUACCAGAUGGUGGCCCAGGGCAUGUGGCAGGUCAUCCGGGAGGCGCUGGAGGGCGGCGGGGGCAGCCAGGAGCUGCAGAGGAAGCUCAGGUCGGUGGCGGCCACAGUGGAGUGGGCCCGGGGCUCCUCACGGGAGCUGGGUGAUGACCUGGCCUCCUGGGACUGCCAGUUGCGAACACAGCUGAGGAAUGACGCCGAGAACCGGGUGCCCCCGAGCCCCAGAGACCGAGUGCCCCUGAGCCCGGGGGACCAGUUGGGCGGGUACCUGGCGGAGCUGGCCAGGGCCGUGGAUCGUGGCCUGGACCCCCAGAGGGCAGGCUGGCUGGGAGCCCGCCUCUCGGCGACCGACAGAGAGUGCUUCCAGGAGGUGCUCCUGGACCGUCUCUCCAUGCUCCUGACCUGCAGCGGAGACCCGGACAGCUGCCGGGAGCUCUACACCUGGGCCAGGAAGACCUUGUUUGGGCAGCUGGCGAAGAUGCCGGAGCCUGCUGCCACCAGGAAACUCUCGGACCCGCUGAUGUUUGUCACCUGGAUGUCCCAGGUGCAGAGCCGGCUGGUGGAGCUGGUCCAGAAAGAGUUGGAAAAACAACUAGAAGAUGUCCUGACCUGUGAUCAGAAAGAGUCGGCCACCUCUUCCUGCCAGGCAUUCCUCAAAAUCUUCCAGCUGUUGAAAGGAACCAUAGAUUCAGUGCAAGACAUUGGGCCUCCCAUCACCAGCUGGGUUCAAGCCAUGGUUCUGAACACGUUUUCAGAGUUUCUGAAAAGAUACUGGGGUGAGGGUGCCCCCCACUUCCUCCAGCAGCAGGCCGGUGCCGGACCCUCCCCCCAGCUGCACAUGCUGCAGAACUGCUGCGUCCUCAGGAAAACGUGGCAGAGUCUGGGCCAGGCCCACACUCCCCUGGCGGACGUGGUGCUGCGUACCAUCAGCGCCAUCGAGGACCGGAGCCAGGACGACCUUGUGUCCGUGGUCAGAAGCCAGUACCGGAGCCUACUGGGGCAUCACUUCGGGUGGAAAGACGAGGGGCUGGCCCAAGCUCUGCGAUCCCUCAGGCGGGGCCUGGAGCACUACCCCAGCCUGCUUCCUCCUCCCACGUACAAGAGCCUUGUGCAAAGCCUUUACAAAGCGGUCUUCACUGAGUACCUCCAGGCCUUGGUCACCCAUCUCAAGAGGCUGAAGCCCCGGAAGUGGGAAGACCACCGGGGUCAGGUGCAAACGGACUUCCGGGAGCUGCAUGAGGCUUUCGGGAGGCAGGAGGGCCUCGGUGACGGAGCCCCUGGCCGGGAGGCCGUCAUGGAGGUCUUCCAGCUCAGCGGGAAGCAGGGCAACCCGUGUCUGGAUGAAUGGCUGGACUCCUUCAGGGACAGGUCCCCAGAUUACGUGGGGAGGGAAUCCAAGGCCAGAGAAGGCAAGGAUUUGCCCAGGGUCCCCUGCAGGCCGGUGCAGCCCCCUCACUGGUCUCUCUGCCUCCUGACACUGAGAUCCACCCAGCUGGACCCUCGGAGUGGCCCAGUCCAGAUCCCUUCCCGGUGUCCAGGACUGCCGGCACACAGGGCCGGCCCGAGGAUCCUGGGCUCAGGAGCUGCUGCCCUUGCUCCUGGGGCUUCCUCACGCCUUUCACAACGUGA